ACGUCACGUUCUCGAGCGGUCAUGGUUCCUGCAAAAACUGGAAAUACUGGUCACUGUCCUACUGAAAUGAUUCAAACAAGGCCUUGUUGGGAUGGAGUGUGCCUGACGUACUCGUGGAGAGUUCUGAAUGGAACGCUGCAAUGUUCCCGGUCCGAUGGCGUUAUCGUGGAAGGCGCUGGCUGCGCGGACCGCCCUCGCCCCUGCGUGCCGGGCUGCCCCGCCGGGGCGCGCUGCGAUCCCCUGACGGGCCAGUGCUCGUGCCUGCGCGGAACGGUGCCAGUGUUUGUCGGACCCGAGACUGGCGCGUCGCUCCCGUCUCCUCCGAGCGAGACCUUGCCGACCGGUGGCGCUGCUGGCGGUGGUGGUGUUGUCGUCCUCGGUGGUUCUGGUGGUGCUGCAGGCGGCACGCUGCUGGCACGCUGCGAGCCCAUCCGUGCCACGAUGGACGGCGCGGGACACGCCUCCGACAACCACACUGCCGCCGCGGCCGGGGACAUCCUGCUCAAGUACUACCCUGACGACAACGAAUACAGCUUCUGGAUGUACGCCAUGAUCUCAGUGGGUUCUGCCUUCGUGAUAUUCGUCGCCGUCACCGUGUACCUGAUGUGCAUUCCAGAGCGUGAAUAGAGAAGAUAUGGAGGUGAUCCAUUCCUCCGUGCGUCAGCGGCUGAAGAGUAGCUACUCGUUCAGCUCACGACACCGGUCCAACUCCUCGGCCGCCAGCACCAGCAUGGUGGCGAGGAGCAAUGCCUGCUGCGCCUACGAGCCGGCGCCCACGUCAUCGUCUUGCACGGCGGUGUCCACCACGCAGCUGUACUGACACAACGCCAAGGGCGGCGCUCCACGCUGGUCAACCUGCGCUGCCAACAACGCCGCCAUGGAUGCGGCGAAGGCCCUAGGAAACACGUAGCCCAUUCCAGAUGUGCCACGUAUACUCUCACGUGAACACAGCACUCGAACGUCGGGAAGAUCUGAACGUGGCGCCGUAGAAACUGCCGGUAAACAGACGGUGUUAAGUGGUUCAAAGCAUUCCAGGGGAGCCGUGGUGACUCGAAAACGGCACUUGUGCGCGAUUUAGCGAAUCCCGGUGUGUUUCUGCAGGCUUCGUACGCGCCUUUGCUGCCUCCACUCUUUGUGUGAGAGUGUAACAAACACAACGCACUGUGACGAAUGCUGCCCACUGUGUGCUUGCCUGCUCUAACAUUCCCUACGUACUGGACUUUGAAGAAUGGUGUCAGCGUUAAUACCACCAAGGUCGACAGAACUGGCAAAUAAAAUAAUGGUGUGGAAAUUUUCCUACCCACCGUUUUGCGAAGUUCGCAACGAGUCGACGCACAAUGAAGACUGCUGCUAAAGACAGCGGUACAUCCAGUGACUGGCAGAAAAGUACCCCCUUUAUGAGAAAGAGGUUCCAUGAGUGUGGGCUACGUUGCGACUGGUGCAGUUUCCAUAAAAGGCAACUUCAAUGAGUGUACUAUGUUGUGCGUACCUGUGAACUAGACUCCUGUGAUCGCCCUGUGACUGAGAAAUGUGUUAACGACUGUCUCGUGUAAUCUGGCUCCAUCUCUUGUUUAGUAAGAAGGGAGCACAAAUGUUGUGCCAUUCCUGUUCCCCGUUUCUCUGGUGCAUCGCAUGGAAUGUACUUUUUCCGUGGCAUUUUUUUUUUCAGGGGCUUAAUAUGGAAAGAGACUUCAGCAUUUGUUGCCUGUCUUUUUCCCAAGAGCACCUGAGAACUUCAACACAAUGCGUGCUAUGGCACAGCAGAUCACCAUAGCGGAUGUACCUUUCUGAAAACUAAUCGUGAGACUGCGUGCAAAAAUGAAUUAAAUGCACUAUAUAUCCACUAAGUUUGGCCAUGUUUGUCGCUAAUCAGCAAGAAUAAGGUUGCAUUAGGCCCGCGAAUGACACUAUCAAUGCAUUACUGUCCAUGCUGUCAAAUGAUUAGCAAGCUGUACUUAUUAUGGGACGCAAACUGAAACUAACCAGGUUGCAGUACUUAAACACGGUUUCCCGCAGCAGCGAAAGAGCACUGACACGUUUGAACACGUGAUAUGAUGGCCUUCUCAUUUCCACGUCUUCACCGUCGCCGACGGCCGGCCGAUUCGCCAUCGCCUCUCCUGGGUUAAAGGCAAGCAAAGCGGGCGCAGUGCAUAGUCCGUCACCCAUUUCUCUUUUCAUUUUUUUUUUCUCCCUUGGGCAUUGCGCCGUGUCGCCGUAUGGCUAACAGAAAUUCGGUGCUUUUUUUUUUCCUUCUUCAAGAAUUACAACCACCAUCGUUUCUUGCCACAGGCUGCAGAGAAACGUCCGCCACACGCCGCAUGGCAGCUGCGCCACCCAGGAGAAGGCCGUGGUGCUUCGGUGCGGUGGCACCAUCUAGUUUUGCAUAAACAAACUAGCUGCGGAAAACGGUCUAUAUAUGUGAGAAAUUCUUCUUGUUAUGUGAAACGUCUUGUACCGCACCUACUCUUUAAAUUGUUUUCACAGCUGCAUAUCUUUGUACUUGUACAGAACAAGUAUCGUCUUGAGUAUAAUUACGGCCUACGGGCCCCUAAUCAGUACAUUUAUUAUAUUUCUGGAAUUAUUCUUAAGCAGAUGCACUAGAAAAGUAAAUAAGCUUAUAGUAAUACGUCUAAGUUUGGUAUUCCCCGAAGGAUACUGUUGUCAUUUUAACGGUAUUGUUUCUUUUCUUCUUCUCUGUGUGGUACUCGCCAAUAUUGGGCAUUCAGGUAGUUCGAAAACAUUUCCGAGUUUAGAUGUUAUCAAACUGUACAAUAUCGAAUGUACCUCAUGACCUCACGCGUGGUUGUUCACGUUGAAAGUCUGCUCCCAAGAAAGACGUACCGCGAAUCUCCAUUGUCAAUUGCCAAAGAUAUAUCAUGGCAGAUCUAUGAGCUGUCGUUUUUGUACAAUGAAAGCUCUUUCGUCUAUUUUUGGCAUUUAGCCUCAUCAUCCGUGAGGUGGAGGAAGAGUGUAUCGUGCCAUGGACACAUCAGCGUGUCUGUUUAGUUACUCAUCUAGCUAGAACCUCACUAACCUACCAUUGUUGUUGUCGCGUAUGUGUACAUUCCACAGAGACAAUGUUCGCUUGGCUGCAUUAAUGCCACAUGCGCUUCUAUGAAUUGAAGGGCGCUGGUGUCGAAGCUGACUUUAUCUCUCGUUGUGAUACAGGAAAAAUUUUUUUCAAUAAAUUGUAUCUUAUCAAACUUA
This is a messenger RNA of Rhipicephalus microplus (southern cattle tick), 3207 nucleotides long. RefSeq names its product thrombospondin type-1 domain-containing protein 7B. NCBI's taxonomy places the organism in Eukaryota, Metazoa, Arthropoda, Arachnida, Ixodida, Ixodidae. The record is from RefSeq and is a predicted model, not a curated record.